This is a messenger RNA of Emericellopsis atlantica, 1612 nucleotides long. RefSeq lists its product as uncharacterized. Gene Ontology annotation, cellular component: mitochondrial inner membrane. The transcript is spliced from 2 exons. Bases 262 to 1278 code for a protein of 338 amino acids. Gene Ontology annotation, biological process: intracellular monoatomic cation homeostasis. NCBI's taxonomy places the organism in Eukaryota, Fungi, Ascomycota, Sordariomycetes, Hypocreales, Bionectriaceae. The record is from RefSeq and is a predicted model, not a curated record. Gene Ontology annotation, molecular function: ribosome binding.
UGGAGUGGAUGUCGACAUCUGAUAUUGGCCACCCACGCAAGCACAGAACUCGCCUGCAAACCAACAAAAAACACCAGUCUUAAAAGCAAUUGACUUUGUCCGUUAUUAACUCCUGCAUAGUUUUCUCUGGCCACGCUAUAAUCGAUCUUGGACGGCUUUUCGCUGUUGGCAUAGGAGACCCCUGCAGCGACUGUUCUGAAGCUUCGAAUCCAAGAAGUUAGUUUGGAUGUUCAUCACCAACCACUCCGUAUACUGAGAAACAUGAGUGCUCGCGCACCAUGGCGAUGCUGCGCGCCCGCAAGGAGUCACAUCUAUGCUAAUCCACGCAUACAUUUUGCACAUCAAGCCAAGCACACCCUUGCUCGCCCCGUUCGGAAACCAGUCGCUCGUCAGGAAAAGAAGCCCGCCGCGCAUAACGAAAUCAUAAACCCACCACGAUCGACGCGACCGCCGUUACUGGUCAACCCGUCGCGCGAGCAGUUCGAGUCGUACUGGAAGUAUCUGUUUGAAGUCGGCAAGGGGUACGUGACAUUCUACAAGGAGGGUCUCAAGGCCACGCUGGCCAACCGCAAGCUGGUGAAAGCGAAGAUCGAGCGCACACCAAAGGACGACCUACCCUCAAUAUGGAACCCGAAAUUUGUGCCCAAGACAUUCUCGCGAGCAGAUUGGGUGCUUCUGUGGCGGAACCGACAUGAUCUGGUCCGACUCCCCAUCUUCGGGCUGAUGGUUGUUAUCAUUGGGGAAUUCACGCCGCUGGUGGUGAUGCUCUUUGACGGGCUGGUACCCUACACAUGCCGCAUACCGUCUCAAGUGCUCCAUUCCCAGGAACGGGCGGAAACGCGUCGUGUGUUGGUGUUCAAUGAAUUCGAUGCGCGAUACCCAGGCGGCGUCUUUGACCCGAAACUGUCCCCGUACGCCGCACGAAACCAUGUCCUGCGGACGCUUUACUUGUCUGGCGACAUGUGGGAGACGUUGCGCAUCGUGCCGCCGGGUAUGUGGCAAAUCAAGGGCAAAUUGCGUCUGGCCUUCCUGGAGGGCGACGACAAGAACCUCAUCAAAGACGGCGGGCCCAUGGACCUUGUCAAUGAAGAGCUGCGCAUUGCAUGCGCCGAGCGUGGCAUCAACAUCCUAGGCAAAAGCGAGACGGAGCUGCGAGGUUGGCUCUCCGACUGGUUGAGGCUGACUGCUGCCGAGGAUGGCAUCGAGAGAAGGCGCCGCAUGACAGUGCUGCUUUUGACACGGUACGUGGACCUCUUCACGGGGAGAAUCAAAUGUUGACCAAGUUACAGACCCGAGCAGUGGCCCCAGACCCGCGAUUUCCCAGUUCCUGAGUGGACUUUGUGAGUAGCUGUCUUGUCAUAUGUAUAAAAGCUGUAACAACAGGUGGCUAGGGCACGUAGAAGACAUGGCAAACAUUUCAUCGCAAUGGGGGAUACAUCACAACCUGCCGCACAAGCAGGAAAUCAGUGUGCAUGGACUGCUUGUGAAUGUGCUGUAUUACUUUCUACAUCUCCUUGGUUAGCCAGGUUGCUUUCCAGCUGUACUAUCAAAAAGAUGCCAGAAUCAGUUAGAAAGUGCCCCAAGCUUCGUUGGUAUCUCGAUCCUUCCGAAC